UAUGAAAAUGUAGAUAAAACGCCUGCAAUUUUCGAUCACAAAAGGAAGAAUCACGAUGGCGUGCGGGCUGUGUAUUUUAUUAUCGGUGGCUGCGGUGUUAGUAGCCAUAAAAUUGUAUGUUAAAUUAACUACAGGGUGGUGCAGAAGCAAUGUGUGUUUAGUGGGAAAAACCGCCAUUGUUACCGGAGCUAAUACAGGAAUUGGAUACGAAACGGCUGAAGACUUGGCCAAACGAGGCGCAAGAGUAAUUUUGGCUUGCCGGGAUCCAGCCAGAGGAGAGGACGCAGCGAAAAAAAUAAUCCAAGCCACCGACAACAAAAAUGUGGAAUUUAAGCUCCUGGACUUAUCUUCUUUUAAAUCCAUCAGGCAAUUUGCUAGCGAUAUAAUUGCAACUGAAGAAAGGCUGGACAUUUUAGUAAAUAACGCGGGACUGGGAAGUACGGCCGACAAAACGACCGAAGAUGGUCUGUUGUUGAUAAUGCAAGUCAACUAUUUUGGGCCCUUUUUGCUAACUAAUCUGUUGUUAAAUCUCAUAAAGAAAACCCCAAACGCUCGUAUAGUGAACGUUGCAUCAAUAGUGGCGAAGCGCGCUGGUGAAUUUGAUGUAAAGAACCCGAACACCGUUCCAGUUGCAUAUGGUCAAAUGGAUCAAGGUUUUCCUCUCUACUGUAGGAGUAAAUUGUGCAACGUUCUUUUCACUAUAGAAUUAGCCAAAAAGCUAAGGGGCACCACUGUAACAACGUACUCUUUGCACCCGGGAGCAGUGCUAACUGAUAUUUUUAGGACCAUGCCUCAGAUAAUGCGAUUCAUGGUAGAACAGAUCAUCAAUUGGUUUUGCAAGAGUCGCUUGGAGGGAGCGCAAACAACGAUCCACUGCAGUGUGGCCAAGGGAAUUGAAUCUCUUUCGGGAAAACACUUUCAGGAUUGUCACCUCGUAGACACCUACAAAAAAGCUCAGGAUCCUGAUAUGUCGAAGCAAUUGUGGAAGGUAUCUGAAGAAGUGGUUAAAUUAAAUAGGAACUAGGUGUUUUUGUGUAUAUGUAUUUAAAUAAUAUACUUAUCAGAUUGGACUUUGGGCGAAACUGAAUAAACCAA
Molecule: messenger RNA, 1095 nt
Organism: Dendroctonus ponderosae (mountain pine beetle)
Lineage: Eukaryota; Metazoa; Arthropoda; Insecta; Coleoptera; Curculionidae
Product: retinol dehydrogenase 11
Exons: 5
Coding region: 56-1024 (322 amino acids)
Source: RefSeq, a predicted model, not a curated record